AUGAGUGGAAUAGAAACAUCAUCUAUAAAGGACUUUAGUGAGUGGAUUCUUAAAAUAGGUAAUGGUGAAUUGGGAGAAGGAGAUGGGGAUUACAACAUUUCAAUCCCAAGUGAUUUGAUUAUCCAACCUUCAAAGAAUCCAAUGCAAGAUAUUAUUGACAACACAUAUCCAGGUUUGGAAAAUAAAUACACAGAUCCAAGUUACCUACAGGAUAGGGCAAUUCUUGCCCCUACAAAUGAAGUUGUAGAAGAACUAAAUGACUAUAUUGUGUCAUCCUUAAAUGGAGAAGUUCAUGAAUAUCUAAGUUCAGAUUCUAUAUGCAAGGCUUCUUCAAAUGUUCCUGACCAAGAUCUCCUGUAUACUGUUGAAUUUUUGAACACGUUGAGAUUUCCAGGAUUGCCAAACCAUAAACUAACAUUAAAAAUAGGUUUGCCUGUAAUGUUGCUUAGAAACUUGAAUCAAAAUGAAGGUCUUUGUAAUGGAACAAGACUCAUUAUAACAAGAUUGGCUACAUGGGUGAUAGAAGCAGAAAUCAUAACUGGCACUAAUAUAGGCAAACGUGUGUUCAUUCCAAGAAUAACAUUAUCUCCAAGUGAUUCAAAAUGGCCAUUCGUUUUAAAGAGACGACAAUUUCCAAUUUUAGUGUGCUUUGCAAUGACUAUAAAUAAAAGCCAAGGACAAUCAUUGAAACAUGUUGAAGUGUAUUUGCCAAAACUUGUUUUUAGUCAUGGGCAAUUGUACGUUGCAGUGUCUAGAGUUACAAGCAGAAAUGGCCUAAAAUUCCUCAUCAUUAACGAUGACACUGAAAAAAAGUCUGAAACAAAAAAAUAUUGUGUAUAA
Messenger RNA from Quercus robur (English oak), 840 nucleotides. RefSeq lists its product as uncharacterized. The transcript has a single exon. The coding region runs from base 1 to 840 and encodes 279 amino acids. NCBI's taxonomy places the organism in Eukaryota, Viridiplantae, Streptophyta, Magnoliopsida, Fagales, Fagaceae. The record is from RefSeq and is a predicted model, not a curated record.